UUCAAUAAUCAAAUUCAGGCAAUACCGUUGGCCACCGCUGAACCGCCCAACCGUUCCCCUGUCACCAUCUCCGGUUUUGGCCGUGUGCGCACUGGUAGUGAAUUGCCGUCACGUCUUAAAUACAACACUUUGCGCAGCCUCAGUAAUGCCAAUUGUAAACGUUUCCUUAGAGAUGUAGACACAACAACGCUCUGCCUAUCGCACACUGCAGGUAAUGGUGCUUGCAAUGGUGACUCUGGUGGUCCAGCUAUCUACAAUGGUCAGUUGGUUGGUGUGAGCAACUUUGUUGUUAAUGGUUGUGGCUCUACUUAUCCCGAUGGUUACGCGAAGGUUUCCUUAUUCCGCAAUUGGUUGCGCCAAAACUCUGAUUUGCCGUGAGUCAAACGAAUCUAAAGCGAACUGACUAAUUAUUGUGAAAUGUGUAAAUCAAAAUAAAAAACUUAUUAUGAACAACAAUUAUUGUAAACUAAUAA
Messenger RNA from Bactrocera oleae (olive fruit fly), 473 nucleotides. NCBI's taxonomy places the organism in Eukaryota, Metazoa, Arthropoda, Insecta, Diptera, Tephritidae. The record is from RefSeq and is a predicted model, not a curated record.